Drosophila montana is the source of this 556-nucleotide messenger RNA. RefSeq lists its product as uncharacterized. The coding region runs from base 78 to 437 and encodes 119 amino acids. Lineage: Eukaryota; Metazoa; Arthropoda; Insecta; Diptera; Drosophilidae. The record is from RefSeq and is a predicted model, not a curated record. The transcript is spliced from 4 exons.
GAAGCAAAAGUUCGCCGAAGAAAACUAAAAAUCAAGUUUGCUAAGCAGCCGUCACGUUAGAUUCGCUAAACUUUCCAAUGGCUGAGACGCCGAUUGCUGAACAGUUGAAAGUGUCGAAUUCCAAAAAAUUGGAAUUAACGCUGGAUGAAUACUCCGAGCAGUAUGUGCACAAUGCUCCUGACAAUGUGGGCUCCGCAAAGGGCAAACGUCGGGAACAUUAUAUAUUCGAUAGAAAUAUUAUGGAGCUAACACUUGAUGAGUAUUAUGAGAAAUUUGUGCUGCCCAAGGCAAAGCUUCAAGCAGCUAAAGAUGAGGAGGAGCACAAAAGCAUACGCUAUCAACGCACCCAUUACUUUGGGCCCAGCUAUUUGGACCGCCAGCGUCAGCCAAAGGAACCAGCUGCCACUGAGCAGAAGGGGACCACAACAAAUAUGUAAACAGAUGACGCCAAAGGAGCUGCUCCAAUAGACGGAACUCUGAAAUUCUGUUUGCAGCAGCAAAAAGAACUCGCAUUUAAUGCGAAUCCCGGCAAUAAAGAGACUAACAGAGAAGUCCA